Molecule: messenger RNA, 2061 nt
Organism: Cucumis melo (muskmelon)
Lineage: Eukaryota; Viridiplantae; Streptophyta; Magnoliopsida; Cucurbitales; Cucurbitaceae
Product: lysM domain receptor-like kinase 3
Exons: 10
Coding region: 1-1782 (593 amino acids)
Biological process (GO): protein phosphorylation; innate immune response
Molecular function (GO): ATP binding; transmembrane receptor protein kinase activity
Source: RefSeq, a predicted model, not a curated record
AUGACAUGUUCAAGAAUAAAGAAAUGUGACGCCUCGUUUUAUCACGUGAACAAAGAGUUGCAGGGGGAGAUCGAAAUUGCCGCCGCGUACUCCGUCAAUCCGUCGCAGCUUCUGCCGCUUCGACACAAGGGAGUUGAGGAUUACCUAAUUACGGCACCGUGUUCGUGCGAAACGGCCGACGGAGUGUCCGGAACGGCGUAUUUUCACGACACGUCGUUCAGAGUGGGAAUCGGCGAUACCUUGAGCGGCGUUUCGAAUCGAAAUUACAGCGGACAAGUUUGGAUAUUCGGUGAUCCGUUGCUUGAUGCUGGAGAUGUAACUGGAGUGAAGUUGUUGUGUGGAUGCAUCGAAGACGAGUCUAAAAUCGUGGUGACUUAUACGGUACAGCUGCAUGAUACUUUAUCCCAAAUCGCAAGUUCGUUGUGGGCUGAUGCUGAUGAAAUCCAUAGUAUGAAUUCGAAAUUGAUUCAAGACCCUGAGUUGAUCGUUCCCGGUUGGAUUUUGUUUGUGCCAAUGUACAAGAAUGCGUAUCAAACAACCAAAGGGUCGACAAAGAAACAUGUAUGGACAAUAGUGAUUGCAGUGCUAUCAACUUUGACACUACUUUCAUUGGGCUCAUUGGCUAUCAUCUUCAUAAGGAGAAAAUUGAAGAAGUCCCAACGUAACAACGAGCUCGAAAGUUCAAAACAUCAUUCCAAGAGUUAUAGCAUUACCGGAACAUCCAACUUUCAAUAUCCGUUGUCCAGGGCCAAAUCAGAAGCUCACAAAACAUUGUCCAGAAAAGUUAUGACAGAAGUAUCAGGGUUUGAAUCAGAAAAAACAUUGAUUUAUAGCAUUGAGGAGAUCCAAGAGGCUACGGCUAACUUCGAUGAAUCUCGUAAGAUUGGAGAGGGUGGAUAUGGAACUGUUUACCAUGGAGUAUUAAAUGAACAGGAGGUUGCAAUUAAGAAAAUGAAAUCAAAUAAAUCCAAAGAGUUCUUCGCAGAAUUAAAGGUUCUGUGCAGGAUCCAUCACAUUAAUGUGGUGGAGCUUUUAGGAUAUGCUAGUGGAGAUGACCAUUUGUAUUUGGUUUACGAGUAUGUUUCGAAUGGGUCGCUUAGUGAGCAUCUACAUGAUCCAUUGAAAAGGGGAUACCAACCUUUAUCAUGGCCUUCAAGAACACAAAUAGCUCUAGACACAGCAAAGGGGAUCGAGUAUAUCCACGACCAUACUAAAUCACGAUAUGUUCAUCGUGAUAUCAAGACAAGUAAUAUCCUUCUGGAUGAAAACCUUGAAGCAAAGGUUGCAGAUUUUGGAUUGGUAAAAUUACUCAGUCGGACGAACGACGAGGAACUUGUAGCGACUCGACUAGUCGGAACUCCAGGCUACCUCCCUCCAGAAUCUGUAAAAGAGCUGCAAGUGACACCCAAAACGGACGUAUUUGCAUUCGGGGUGGUUUUGGCAGAGCUAAUUACGGGGAGAAAAGCUUUGGUUCGAGAAAACCAAGAGCCAAAGAGAACCAAAUCACUAAUUACGCUUAUUUAUUCAAUAUUCCAAGGGGAAAACUCUGAGGCAGAGCUGGAAGCCGUCGUGGAUGAAAAUUUGCAUGGAAGCUACCCCAUUGAGGACGUUUACAAGAUGGGAGAGAUAGCGGCGUGGUGUUUGAAUGAAAAUCCGGUGGGGAGACCGGAGAUGCGUGAAAUUGUUGCUUUGCUGUCGCAGCUUAUGACCUCCGCCGUCGAAUGGGAAGCCUCACUCGGCGGUAACAGUCAGGUUUUCAGUGGCCUCUUCACCGGAAGAUGAUUCUCACACCCUUCGACCUCAAAUUCCAUAUUUACCCCUGCCCUUUUUUUUUUCCUCUUCUUCUUUUGUGAUAUUUUGUGAAACGAAGGAAGGUUUAUUGUAAUUAAAUUUAUUGAGUUCAUCUUUUGCCAAUUAGUACCGAAGAAAUCACAUGUGGGUUUAAGGGGAAGGAAGGAAGGAAGGAAGGAAAUAAAGUAAACUGGCAAAUUUGGCAUUGUGGUAAAUUGGCAAUUUUUGUUUUGUGGAAAUAAUAAUUUGUUGGCUAAUUAUAGUUUUAAA